GGAACAUUCCAUUUUAUCAUUCUUCAAACAUUAUGGGAACGUUACUUUUGAAUGUUCUCUGAACGUUCUGAAAUGAGAAGUUAGUAACGUUUAAAAAACAUUAGACAACGUUAUAAACGUUCAGAAAAUACCUUCUAUGAACGAUGUAUAAAUAAUGUUUUUGUUCUGACGUUUUGAGAACAUUAAUUAAGACCUGAACAAACGUUUUAUUAACGUUACUCGAAUGUUUGUUUGUAAUUUACAUUUAACAUUCUGUAAAUGUUCCUGUACUUUUAUAAGUGAUCAGAAAUGGAUGAAAGCAACAAUAACGGUAAGUUUUCUACUAUCGCCACUCACAUUUACUUCAGAAAGUCUAGUUAGGAAAUGAAAUAACCAGGAUGUUUUUUCCUCCUCCACACAACCUCAUCAGGGAACUUCUGAAAGUGAUUUGAGUUUUAAUUAUGACAGAGAUCAUCCGUCAGACUUGUGCGGUGAGUUUCUGCCUCCUCCUCGAGUGUGUGUGUGUGUGUGUGUUUGUCCCCCUUUAUAUCGCCAAUGUGCCAAGUUGGAUCGACCACAAAGAGACGGAGCGGGUCUGAUCACACGUUCACAUCUCAAUGUGGGACAGCAGAAAGUGGCAUCAGAGGGAAAGAGGAUUAAAGUAGGUUUUUCUCCUCCUCCUCUCUUCCUCUUUCUCUUCCUCAUGGGUGUGUGUUUUUUUGGCAGGGUCACCUGAGUCCUCCGAUUGGCCGCGGCUAGCAGGUAGCGAAGUUUGCCGGAUAGAAGGCGCGCGCGAGACGCUUUGAUGCCGUCCCCAGUUACUUAAACACAACAACCUUCAUUAAUUCACAACGACGGUCCCAUCAGGUUCGUUAACAGCGGCACAGACACUCACCGUCUCCGUUAUUAAGUAUUAAUCCUCGUGUUUCUAGGUGUUGGAUUCAGGCUCUUCCGCUGCCAAAGGCCUGGUUUACACGCCGUUGCGGGAUUGAUGCCGCCGGUUUGUCCCUCCGGACUGGAAUAUUCUGAUCCUGGAGCAGUUUUGUCUUCGCUCAGGAACUGCUGCAUGUAGAUCAGCUAUAAUCCAGCUAACAAAAAUAUGUUCGUUUGAACAUACGUUUGGUAAAAUUGGCAUUAAGUUAUGAAAACGUUUUUUCUGAACGUUCAGGGAACAUUCCAUCUAUUCUUCAAACAUUAUGGGAACGUUACUUUUGAAUUUUCUCUGAAAAAAUGUUUGAGGAACAUCCAAUUAAAAUGUUUCAGAAAAAAUAAAUAAAUAAAGUUUUUGUGCUCAUGUUUUGAGAACAUUAUUAAAGACCAGAUAACUCUGAACGAACGUUCUAUUAACGUUACUGGAAGAACGUUUGUUCAUAACUUCGAGAGAACAUUGCCAGAACGUUCCCUGUUCGCUGUACGGAAGUAGUUUUUUUAUCACUUCUUGAGAAUAUUAAACAAAACAGAUUUUUUUUAGUGUGUUAUUUCGAUUUUUAAAAAUAAUAGCGGAAUAAAAAUUAUAUAAUAAAAAAUUAAAGUGAUCUUAAUUUUACUUUUUUAUGAUUUAAUUAAUUAUUAGUUUUCAUCAACUCACAACCCCCAUGUCGUUUCUGGAUUCUGAUUGGCUGUUGGUGUUUUUAUCAGAUACCAGUUGAAAAAAGAAUCGUGAUAUCGUUAAUCUAAGUCAUUAUCAUUAAAUAUUUUUUUGUUUGUUGAAUUUUACACAAAUUUACAAACAAACACGGCAUAUAUUAAAUCGCUAAAACUCAAUAUUUUUUACAAAAAUAAAAUAGAUAUAUUAAAACUUUCUCAAAUUUUACUUUUCCAAAAGUAAAAUCAUCUUAAAGGCUUUCUUGUCUUUACCAAGUUUCAUAGAUUUGCUCUCGAGUUUAACUCCAUUCUCCCACAUUUGAGCUUAAAUUUAAAACUUUUACACUUAAAAGAAAUUAACUACAAAAUCUGUAUCUUUGUUUACCAAAAAAUCUACCCAGAAAGGUUGCACAAAUUAACAAAGAAAAAAACAUAUUUUUUUAUAUGUUUCACAAAAUACACAAUUAUUCACAUCAAAAUGUUAAAAAUGUGUUUAUUGGAUAAUUGUUGUUUAUUGAAUGCUUCAAAAAUUUACAAACAAGCACGGCAUAUAUUAAAUCACUAAAAUACAAUUGUUUUUACAAAAAUAAAAUAGAUAUAUAAAAACUAAAAAGAAAAGGGCUUUCUCAAAUUAGUUUAUACUUUUCCAAAAGUGAAAUCAUCUUAAGGGCUUUCUUAUCUUUACCAAGUUUCAUAGAUUUGCUCCUCAUUCUCCAUCAGUUGGGCUUAAAUUAAAUUAAAUAAAAAAAAAAAAAAUAAAUUAACAACAAAAUUUAUAUCUUUGUUUACAAAAAAAAUCUUUCCAAAAAGUUUGCACAAAUUAACAAAGAAGAAAUCUAAAUUUUCGUUACGUUUCACAAAGUACACAAUUAUUCACAUCAAAAUGUAAUCUUAAAAAUGUGUUUAUUGGAAAAUCAGUCAAAACAUUUGAAGUCAUUAUAGUGGAUUUUGCUAAUUUCUUAGAGUUCGAAUGAUUCUUAAAACUUUACAGCUAUCAUCUUUACUGUGAACAGGCCUUAAUUAUUAUUUUUCACUACAAAUUUCUGCAUUUAAUUCAGCUCAAAGACUCAUUCAAACCUUGUUUUAAUAGUUUCAUUGUUGAAUAAAACUUUACAAUAAAGUUUAAUUUGUAGUUAACUACACUAGUUAACAUGAACUAACAAUGAUCAAUAUUUCUAGAGCAUUAAUUAAUUUUCAUUAAUAUUAAUCUCAACAUAUAGUAAAAUACUUUUAAGAUUAAAAGUUAACAAACGAGACCAUUUUUUGUUUGUGUAAACCUCAUUUUUAAAUAACAAUUUUUUAACACUUUUAAUAUCCUGUUUCAAUGUUCAAAAGCAGACUGAAUUACAUCAUUCUAUUAUUUGCAUAUCACAUUGUGAUUGCUUUGUUUUCUUGCAUAUAUUUGCAUUUAUAUUGACCUUUGCAGAGAACUUCAACAUAAAACUAGAACACCGUCUUACAAACUGUGAGAUUUCAUCCAGGAGACGCUCCUCUAGAGUUGUAAGAACGUUUAGUCUCUCUCUGUAAUGUAUAUGAGGGUGUUAAAAUGCUGAUCAGCACAUCUGGAAUCUUUCGGAUGUGUUUCGGAGCAGUUUUAGCCCUGAGCUCUUUCCCGGUUUCUCAGUGUGUGUUUUACUAACACCAGUUUCACAUCCUCCCAUUCUUUUUCUAUUUCUCUCUCUCUCUCUUCAAGACAAAGGAAAGCUCUCAUCCAAUCAGACGCGGCCGCUCUACUGUUCUCAUUAAGAGUGGGCGGAGUCUUGCGGUGAGAGAGGGAGUGAUUAGGAGUCUUUAUAUUCACUUGGGUCAGAACUUCAGCGGAUGACUCCGGAUACGGAUCCAGACCGGAGCAGAGAACCGGCAUGGGGACGUGGACACGCACACUCCACCAGGAGACGGACCGUGACGAGUCUCUUCUGAAGUGCGAUGAACGGACCGCGUCUGUGAAGCUGAAGGAGGUGGUUGGUUGCACACAUGCAGACUGUCACUGUGAGUCUUUCCUGCCAGGACGACGUCAGAUCAGGUCAUGUGAUCGCUGUGGUCACGGCUGGGUCGCCCACGCUGUGGGGAAGGUGUGCGGCCCGGCGGUCCUGUGUUCGGGGCAGGUGGAGAUCGUCCAGAGUCACGUGGUGUUUGACAUCAGCAGUCUGAUCCUGUAUGGAACGCAGGCGCUUCCUGUCCAGAUGAAGAUCCUGCUGGAUCGGUUGUUCAGUGUCCUCACACACACACAGGUGCUCAACAUCAUACACACUCUCGGCUGGACGCUGCGUGACUAUGUGAGAGGAUACAUGCUGCAGGACUCCAUGGGGAAGGUCCUGGAUCGCUGGGUCACCAUGAGCCCGGAAGACGAGGUCGUGACCUUGCGUCAGUUUCUGCGUUUUGGCGAAACGAAAUCCAUCGUGGAGCUCAUGUCUGAGGAGAUCCGGCCGGAGACGGCGUUCAGAGCCGACGUCCGUCACAGUCCCAGAGAAACGCUGCAGCACUUCGAGAAUCUGCCGGGAGGAACUCUAGCGUUCCUGCAGCCCUUUCACUACAUCAGUCCGUCCCCGUUCCCUCCCUCACCGGCUCUGGUGCCUCAUCCCGCCACGCAGAAACUACAACGGCUGAGCCAACAGAACCGCGGCGAGACGAGACCCAGAAACCCAAGAGGAACGUCGCUGCUACAAAAACACGACGAGCAGCGUCUCCGUCCUCCGAUCGCAGAUUCCUCGGGAGCACACGAGCGCCGGCACGGAUCGUCCUCGAGUAAAGGCCGCGUGAGCUGCGACGCCUGCGCCAAGACGUUCUACGAUAAAGGAACGCUGAAGAUCCACUUCAACGCCGUGCACCUGAAGAUCAAGCAUCGCUGCACGAUCGCCGGCUGCAACAUGAUGUUCAGCUCCCUGCGCAGCCGCAACCGGCACAGCGCAAACCCCAACCCGCGCCUGCACGCCACGCUCCAGCACGCCGCCCGCAGAUUCACCGCUCAACCUCGCCGGACGCCGCUGCCUGUUUCCAUGGCAACCAACAACACUGACCAUCGGAAAGACCUUCCAGGCGGCCGUGAAGCUCACGGUAUCUCAGGAGGCGGAGCUACAGCCAAUCAGAACGGCCUCGGUGACGUGAUCGACGUGACGCCAAAGAAGAAGUCACGGAAGUCCAGCACGCCGCUGAAGCUCAAGCGAGAGAUUCGCAGUGAGGAUGAUGAUCACAUCACGACUGUUCACGACGGUCUCCGUGGCAACAAGCAUCAUAUAUUCAACACCCAUACGCAAUACAAACACCUCGAUAAGACGGAGUGCGGUUAUCAUAGCAACAUGGAAGAGAGAAAUGAUUGGAUGACUGGAGAGAUUUCAAGAGUGGACGACGAAUGGAAAGGAAGAUUUCGACCUCUACUAAAGGUCAAAGAGGAGCUGGGUGGCCCCACCUGUGACUGUAGAGGUCAUCACCAUAGCAACCUGUGACAAUGUGAAAUCAAAUCUGACUCUGUGUUCCUGCUUUUAUUGUGAGCGAUUCAUCAGUGCGCUAUUGUUAUUAUUAAAAAAAAUUAACUGUGUUUGUGAACUCAAAAACAAAAUAUAACUUUAUUUUACCUUAUUAUAUUACAUGUUUCAACAAUGAUGUAAAAAGAAAAGAAAAAAACUGUCUUUACUCAAAAUCGACCCCGAAACUUUAAGAAUUCUGUUGUAGGACCAGAACAAGUGGAACUCAGUAAAAUAAAGUUAACCAAAACCAAUCUUUUUCAACUGAUGACCAUUCAAAAGUUGUUUAUGAAUUUAUUAAUUGAGUUUAAAAACAUGUAACAACUUGACUUCAUUUUAUUAUGAUGAUUCGGUGUGAAGUGUUUAUUAUUUAUAUAAACGAUUAUUUCACCACUGGAA
Messenger RNA from Megalobrama amblycephala (Wuchang bream), 5423 nucleotides. RefSeq names its product zinc finger protein basonuclin-2. Gene Ontology annotation, cellular component: nucleus. The record is from RefSeq and is a predicted model, not a curated record. Gene Ontology annotation, biological process: regulation of DNA-templated transcription. The transcript has 5 exons. The coding region runs from base 3426 to 5006 and encodes 526 amino acids. Lineage: Eukaryota; Metazoa; Chordata; Actinopteri; Cypriniformes; Xenocyprididae.